GGGGACGCUCGGCCAAUGGCGGCCGGGCUCCGCCGGAGGGGGCGGGACCUCUGUGGUGGAGGAGGUGGCGGCGGCGGCGGGCUCGAGGCACCUGCGGCUGGGAGGGAGGGGGGCGGGGCGGCUGCCGCGCGCGCCGCGUCCCGGGCCCGGCCGGCGGUUGAGGCUGAGGGGAGAAGGGCGGCGGCGGUUGAGGGAAGGGUGGCGGCGAUGGAGGAGCCCCUCUGCUGCUGCGAGUACGUGGACCGGAGGGGGGAGAGGAACCACCUGGCGGCGUGCUGCUGCGACUGCGAGGACCUGGACGAGGGAUGCGAGAGGUGGCUGACGUGCAAAUCCCUGCCCCCGGGAGCUCUGGAAAGAAUCGCCGACACCGUGGCCGACCGGGUGCGGGUCCCCUGGUUCUCGGGGGCCGUGAAGGUCAACCUCAGCCUCGUGCCUCCCCUCGUCCUGCUGCCCGUCCUCCUCCACGUUGCCGCUCUGCACUUCCUGCUGGGGCUCGUCGUCUUGACGUCUCUGCCCGUGGUGGUGCUCUGGUAUUACUACCUCACCCACAGAAGGAAGGAACGGACUCUCUUCUUCUUGAGCCUGGGGCUCUUCUCCUUGGGCUACAUGUACUAUGUGUUUCUCCAGGAGGUGGUUCCCCGAGGCCACGUGGGGUAUUCCCAAGUGGUCGCUCUCACGUGCGGGUUAAUUCUUAUGCUUGCAGCCCUGUCUCGAGCCAAGAAAGACCCUGGAUACCUUCCCAUCCCAGCAAGCGACAAGAAGUCAUCGCUUGGGCAGGGUUUGCCCAACAAGAGUGUUAGAGGGAGCUCCAACGGGCUCCAUGGCAUCACCACAUCAGGAGCUGCCAGUGGCCGUGCUGUGAAUGGGGAGGCCAAAGGCUAUUCCAGGAUGUUAGCUGAGGAGCCAGAAGGUGUGAAAAAGGACUGGUGCACUAAAUGCCAGCUGGUCAGACCAGCCCGAGCAGGGCACUGCCGGCUCUGUGGUAGGUGUGUAAGGAGACUGGACCAUCACUGUGUCUGGAUUAACAGCUGUGUAGGGGAGCAGAACCACCAAGCAUUCAUCCUUGCACUCUCCUUCUUCAUGCUCACCUCUGUGUAUGGGAUUACGUUGACCCUGCAUACCAUCUGUAGGGACCGAACUCCAUUUGUGGCAUUGUUCUACUGCCCGGGGGCCUAUUCUGACUACAGCUCUGCUCUGUCGUUCACCUGUGUGUGGUACUGUGCCAUUGUAACAGCUGGCAUGGGAUACAUCCUCCUUAUCCAGCUGUUGAACAUCAGCUACAACGUGACUGAGAGGGAAGCUCGGCUGGCUCUGCGGGACAACACUGGGCGCAGGCUCCUGGGUGGGUUAGUGAUAGACACUGGCCAGUAUAACAGGGGUUUCCUAUGCAACUGGGGCCAUUUCUUGAGCCUGGGGUCUUCUCCUCCACAGCACUCUGCUGAAGACAUCGUGUGACACCCCUCUUUCUGCAGAUGACGUUGACUGACUUUCUUUAGCAGGGGAAUGGCCCCUUCCACUAGGACUUCCUCCUCCCACACCCUUCCUUCACGGUUGGUGUAUGGACUGCCUAUCCCAUCACUGACAACAUCGGAGGCUUUCCCAGGCAGAACGGUUCUACGCAUGCUGUCAGCCAGCAAUAGGAUGCAGAAAGCAGUAAGCCAUAUGCACAAACCUGGAGAGAAGGAGCCUGCUGCCUUUUUCCACUGUGGGAAACUUUGUGCAGCUCAGCUCAGCAAGAAGAAGAGCACAAGGUUUUGAGAACUUGAGUUUUUGUUAGGUGUGAAUGCUGGCAUCAAGAGGAACCCACUGCUGGACUUCAGAGCAUGCACUGGUUCCUGUAAAGGGUAAGGAAUCCUGGCUCACACCUAUGUGCGACACUUCAGAGAUGUCAGGAGGGUGAACUUUUGACACAGAUAACAGAUGGACUGCUGCAGAAGCCAGGCUCUUCGGCUAAAAGAGACUGUGUAUAGGCAGUCACUGAGCAGCUCCCUCCCCUCUGGUGCAUUUUUUUUUUAUUGUUUUCGAUUCCAUCCAGCUGUAUACAUGCUUGUAUUAAGUGCCUUUGUGAGCAACAUUCCUGUAGGGCUUUAAGAUCCCUUCACCUCUUGACCCUUAAAAUUGUUAUUUCGUCUCCAUUUGUCUGACUGUGUGAGAAGACACUGUCAUCUUUGAUCUCAUUGUUCUUCUUGCAAGCUGGGUGUGUGUUUGUUUGAAGGUUUGGCUUAUCUCCCUCAAAGCGUUUCUGCUCCGAUUAUGGAUUGUGACAUGAGACAGCAUGUAAAUAUGCAAAGUAAGAAGGAGAUGUUUUGAAGCUAUGUGUAAUGAUGGGCUCUGAGGGGAAAGCAGAGUGCUGUCCGAUGUUACUGUUGCGUUAUGGAAACUACCUUUCAGACAAUUCUGCUAACAGCUUUUUUGGUAGGUGGUAUCUUGGUUGCUUGUGUUGCUAAUAACAUAGUGAUCCACUCUCCUCUCAACUCAGUCACUGUGGAGCUGCCUGACUAGAUCUGCUUUCUCAAGCCAGGAAGCCGAGGAACAGCUCUGUCUGCGUUUGUAAGGAGGUGGAGGGGAUGUCUUGGAGCUGACUGCUGCUGGGGUAGAUUACCUGCACUGGCAGGUGAAUAAAUGUGUUAAAUGUGUUCUGGAAGAAUGCCACGUGUUCCUUGCUCAAGACUGGGCAAUACCACAGAUGCAGUCUGCCUUCAGCUGAAAUCACAAGGUUUUGGUGGUGAUGGUUUCUGGGUUUUGUGGAUGGGUUGGUUUUUUGUUGUUGCUUUUUGUUUUAAGCCCUUUAUGUAUGUUGUUGGCCCUGCAAUAAUAAUAUGAAUCGUCUGUCUAGAAAAGCCUGGGGCCAUGGCACCAGAGUUACAAGUUGGGCCUAAGAGACAGAAGCAGAGGGAAGAGUCUUCUCCUAGCUACUGAUGUUUUUAGACACGUGUGCAGCAUGCACACACAGGUCAUCGUCCCUGACUCCAGUUGUGUGUCAGGCAGCUGGGGGAUGUUGGCUGAGCGAUGCAAAUUCACUGUACGUUAUCUCUGAAGAUAGGAUGGAUGGAUGGUAGCAGGGUUGGGGGUAUCCCUAGAGAUCCCUGACGUAUUUGGUGUUGUGCGCUCCUGAUUAUGUGUCACAGUUUAAGGUGAUGACCAUGUCCCUCUUUGUGCUGUUUGAUUCCCUCAAGUGGCACUCUGUAGCCAGCAGAAAAUUGAGGAGCAGCUACAUUUGGAUGUGGCUGUGCAGAAAGAGGUACUGACUUACUGAGUGUUCCUUAUUUCCUCUUACCCCUUCUCAUCCAGUGAGCAAUCCUUUAUAAGGAGGUGAAGGGGACACCUCUAUUGCCUCCUGCCUCUAACCAAACACACUAAGAGGUUUCUGACCAGUUCCCAAGCCUAUUGUGAAGAAAAAGGCACUCAGCUGGACUGUGCUAACUGUUUUACUGACCUUCUGACUAGAGAUGGAGCCUGAUCCUAGGAGUUUAAAUUCACACACAGACCUCUCCUCCACAUGAGUAGUCUGUAAACAUUUCCAUUGCACACAUGUAUUUUGUGGUGCCUGCUGAGCUGAACUGGAGCUUGGCAAGCCCGGAGACGCAGGGAUGCUGUGGGCUAGCAGGUUUGUGAUCUUCUCAGACCUCAUCCUGCUGGCAUUAGGGAAGAUUAAGGCAGAAUGACCUCCCAGGCUAAACGAACCCCUGCAGUGGAGGUAGUCAAACUCUCUGUCCCUGUGAGUUACAUGUGCAGAAUUCAGUCAUGAGCCGAAAGUGCUCUGGGAGCAUUUACAGGUUUGAGAUAAGUGGUUUUGCAGAGUCCUGCUACUCCUGACUGGGAGAAAGCAGAGCAGGUCACAGAUCAUUUCCCUGGCAGCGCCUGACCCUGUUGUGCUCACUUCUCCCACAAGCAGAGGUUGGUUACUACUUUGCAGCCGGUCUGUGUAGCCUUUCCCUUGUCUCUUUGUGCUCUGGCGUGGGAGACUUCAUUUGAACUGCUUACACUAAGGCACUCUCAGUGGUGUUCUCCCAGGCAGAGCGGACUUUGGAGUGCAGGUUAGGAACAAAGGACCUUGGACUAAUGUAACCAUUCCAUACCUUGGUCAAGCCCACUCCAAUAUAGUUGGGGUAAAGUGCUAAAGUAAAACUUGCUUUUUACACUCCCUCCAGAGGGAACUGGAACCAUUCAGGACCCUAAAAUGGUUCGUUGCAAGGCUGGCUUUUUUUUUUAAAAGGAGUAUGCAGUGCUGAUUCCCCAGUGAAUAGGAAAUUCACGUGGUUGUGAUCUGCAUAGCAAUGGUGACUUUUUCUUUAAGGACAUGGCUUUUGUUUACCCUCCAGGCUUCUUCCUGAGAGGAUUUACCUUGUGAUGGGAGAUGAGAAGCGUAAAGUAACAGGAUAUGUAAAAGGGUGGAAGAGUUGCGUUGCCUUGCGAGCUUCAGAUGCAUACUUGGAGUUCUCCUUUUAAUAGCCCUGAGAAUUAGCUAGAAGUCCUUGAAGGGUAAUGUUCGCUUUUGCACUUAUAGCAAGGGCAGACUGUUGUGAUCUCUUGUGCACUUAAAGGACAAUUUCUUUUCUGAGUAUUUUUUUGCUGAGAUUGUUAUUGGCCACAUUGGUAGAAAAAUGUUAAAACCUAGACAUAGAGUCAGUCCUUGGUCUUGCUGUGUUAGUAGCUGCCGAGAUCCAUGCUGCCUGGGUUUUGGAGCAGUGGGAGCAGGCUGAAUUUGACAGGUGACUGUGUGUGGCCUUGAGGCCAGGACCAGUGUCUCGCCUGUAAAACUGUAUGCAUGUACCUGGGAGUGCAGAAAACAGUACCCUGCCGGCCCUUGAAAGGCUUUCCCUCUGUAAGAUGAGAGGACCCAGAGCUGGUCAGAAGCAGGGAAGAAUUUUGGUAAUAUCUAGCUUCGAUGUUCCUCUGCACAGACUUGGGCAGAGUUUAUCCUGCUUUAACCAUGACCUUCUAAGAGGCAUUUGUUGUUUCACAAAUAGCAUGGACUUCUGCAGACCAGGGCAAGUCUAAAGGGACCAGGGUUCUGAUGUUGCUGCUGUUGUAGUGUUAAACCCCCCGUGUCCAAAUGCCAGCACCCUACCGUUUGGUGACUGUACAAAGAACCAUGCACCAUUAGAUACACCCUGUAAAAGGUGGCUUGGCACUCUUUAACUGUGUCUUCUUAAAUCAUACUUUUUUUUGUAGGCAAGUCACAGGUCCCCACAUCGACUCUUUCUCCAUUUAACUUGUCCUUAAAUGACAAAAGUCACUGGUGAGCCUGAGUUGGCGCUGCUUGUGACUCCUAAUCACAUUUCAGCCUUCAUGCUAUGAUGGUGCUUUUUUUCUUUUUAAGUAGGUUGCUUUCAAGUGUCUUAAUGAAACCAUUUGCUGUAAAAUUUCUUCUGAAGAUAAAAUGGUUACUGCCUCACUGCCUAAUGUCUUAAUAAUGUGCUUGGUUUUUCCUUCUAUAUGAAUGUAUAUUGCCUCAUUAGGGCAGGAAGUGUGUGUGAUUAUGGAUGUGUUUUCCUGUAUUGCUUUCAGUGAAGAACUCUACAGUUUCCUAUGAUUUUCUUCCCCUAUCAGGAUGUUUGUACAGGGAAAAUCUUUCUGUGGACAGGUGAGGCUCUUUCUGAAAUGCGGAAAUUCAGCCUCCCAAGAUCUUGUCUUUAUCGAACUCCUUUACUGAUAAUGUGAAGAAACAAGAGGCUCUGGAAGAACUGUGAGAUGUUUUGGGGGUUUUUUGUAUUUUUUUUUUUUUUUUUUACCCUAAGCUUUAGGAAGAAACUUUGUGAAACACAUUUGUGAGCUCUGUUGAAAGGACUGGUGUGUGUGUGUGUUUGUGUCCAUUUUGCAUCAUAUGCAGUGUUUCCAAAUGGAUGCAAUUGUGAAUCAAAA
This is a messenger RNA of Chroicocephalus ridibundus (black-headed gull), 5865 nucleotides long. RefSeq names its product zinc finger DHHC-type palmitoyltransferase 23 (gene ZDHHC23). Gene Ontology annotation, biological process: peptidyl-L-cysteine S-palmitoylation; protein targeting to membrane. NCBI's taxonomy places the organism in Eukaryota, Metazoa, Chordata, Aves, Charadriiformes, Laridae. The transcript is spliced from 4 exons. Gene Ontology annotation, cellular component: Golgi apparatus; endoplasmic reticulum. The coding region runs from base 16 to 1455 and encodes 479 amino acids. The record is from RefSeq and is a predicted model, not a curated record. Gene Ontology annotation, molecular function: protein-cysteine S-palmitoyltransferase activity.